Messenger RNA from Grus americana (Whooping crane), 8970 nucleotides. RefSeq names its product GRIP and coiled-coil domain containing 2 (gene GCC2). Gene Ontology annotation, biological process: late endosome to Golgi transport. The coding region runs from base 136 to 5217 and encodes 1693 amino acids. The record is from RefSeq and is a predicted model, not a curated record. The transcript has 23 exons. Gene Ontology annotation, cellular component: Golgi apparatus. Lineage: Eukaryota; Metazoa; Chordata; Aves; Gruiformes; Gruidae.
CGCGGCUUGGGGAAGUCCUUGCGUUACCGGCGUGCGGGGAUGACGGAGGCGGAAGUGGUUUGAGGAGGAUGUAGCGGCGCUGACAGCGGCUGUGGCGCCGCGAUCUCCCCGCCCCUGCAGCCAGCCGGCCCCGCCAUGGAGGUUCAAGAUGCUGGGCAAGAGAUGGUGGCGUCUUCUGUCACACCAGGAUCAGGCAAAUCAAAGCUGGACACAUUGCCCAAAGAAGAUCUCAUCAAGUUUGCAAAAAAGCAAGUGAUGCUUAUACAGAAAGUGAAGUCAAGAUGCACAGAACUAGAGAAAGAGAUUGAAGAACUCAGAUCUAAAGCAGCUGCUGGCGGAGCUGAUGAUAUUAUUCAGGCUCUCACAGAAAGACUGGAUGUUGUACUUCUGGAAAAAGCUGAAAGUCAGCAGCAGUGCGUAGCUCUGAAAAAAGAAAAUAUUCAAAGAAAGCAAGAAGUAGAGGCUGCAGUGGCUAAGACAGAAGAAUUGCAGAAGCAACUGGAGGAAUCGAAUAUUGACUCUCUGAAAGAAAUAAAAGCUUUGAAGAGUGAAUUAGCAAAUGCCCAAUGCAAACAUGAUGAGGACUUAACAAAGCUGAAAAUGGAAUUAGAGGAACAAGUGAAGAAAGAAAUGGGGCUGGUAGAACAGAUUGAAUGUCUUAGCGAUAGUCAAAAAGAAGUUGAAAGAUUGCAAGAAGAUGUCCAAAGGAUUAAAUCUACUUAUGAGGAGCAAAUUUUGUGUCUGAGCAAGCAGUUGGAAACUCUAAAUGAAGACAAAAACAAAGAAGUAACAAAUCUGCAAGAAACUAUUAGAAGCAACUCACAGUGUUACCAUAAUGAAAUCAAAAAUCUGAAUGAAGAGCUUAAAAAAUUAAAAAUUGCCCAUCAGGAAGAGGUGUCAGAGUUGAUGCAUCGAAUUGAAAUAUCAUCUAAAGAAAAUGAAGAAAAGCAAAAUCAGAUACAUCAGUUACAGCAUAAUUUGGCAGAGGAGAGCUUAAUAAAAGAGAAAAAUGCGAAGGAUGACAUGUGCGCUCGUACUGACCACCAUGGAUAUGACUUGGAGCAGCUGAGAGAAGUCUUAAAUAAAAAUGUAGGAAACAACAUAGAUGUUGUAGCUACACCAGAGGAACCUUGUGUAGAAGCAAAAAUGGAAGAAAAAGUUAGGCACCUGGAGCAUAGUUUAGAAGAGCUCCAGUCACAACAUAGUAUAUUAAAAGAUGAGUUAACUUACAUGAGUAAUGUUAAACUAAAACUGGAGGAGGAAAUCCAUCGCAUAAAGGAUGAGUACUUUCAUGAGCGGGAAGACUUGGACUUUAAGAUAAAUGAAUUACAGCUUACUAAAGAAGAUUACUGUUGUGUAAUUGAAAAACUAAAAUUGGAGCUUCAAGCAGCAAGACAGGACUCUGAAACCACUGUAAAACAGCAUAAGUUAGAGACUCAAACUCUGAAAGAGCAACAUAAAAGAGAAAUUUCUGAACUAAAUGAAACUUUAUUAUCUGAUUCUGAAAAAGAGAAGAUGGCAUUAAUUUUUGAAAUGCAGGAACUUAGAGAGCAACUUGAAAAGCUAACCCAGGAGAAAGAAGAAGCAGUGUCCAAUUACAAUAGCCUGAGAGAAACAAUGGAAACUCUACAGACUGAGCUAGGGGAAUCAGCUGGGAAGAUCAGCCAGGAGUUUGAAUCAAUGAGACAACAGCAAGCCUCUGAUGUCAGUGAACUGCAACAGAAACUCCGGGCUGCUUUCAAUGAAAAGGAUGUUCUUCUUGAAACUGUGAAUCGUCUCCAGGAAGAAACAGAAAAAUUGUCAUCUAAUCAGCUAGAGAUAGAAGAACUUAAAUGUAAAAUUGUUAGUCUUCAGGAGGAGAAUAAUGCAAUAACAAGCUCCAUGGACCAAAAAGAGACUGCUAUAAAUGAACUGGAAGAUAAGAUUGUUGCUCUUACUGAUCAAAACAAGGAUAUUUUAAAUGAAGUAAAAUGCUUGGGUGAAGAGAGAGAAACCCUUCAGGAAAGGUGUAAGCAAGAUCAAGGAAAAAUUCAGGACCUUCAGCAAGAAGUAGGUGUUGCCAACCAGUACAAUAGUGACCUGAGGAAAAAGGUGGAGGAAUUAACAGAGAAACUGAACGAAGCUUUAACUAGCAAGAGUGAAAAUGCUCAAACGCUAGAACAACUGGAAAACCAGAUUGAAUCUCUGAUGCGUGAAAAAGAGCACCUUUCCUCUGAAGCAUAUAUUCUACGUGAGGAAAAUAAGAAAAUCAUUCAGGAAAAAGGUGAAUUAAGUGAAAAGCUGGAAAAAAUUACAUCUGAAAAAGAUGGUUGGUUAGUGUUGAAAGAGCAGUCUGAAAACUUAGAAAAGAAACUACAAAUGACAACUGCAGAAAAAAACCAUAUUUCAACAUUACUUGAAAGUGAACAAGCACACAGGUCCCUUGUAAGAAUGCAGCUCUGCCACUUACUUGAGCAAGUGGGGUCCAGUGUUUCAGAUUCUAAUGAAGAAUGUGAUUCUCUUAACUUGUUAGAAAUUGCAAAUGAAUGCUUGUUAAAAAUGAAAGAAGAGCAAUGCCUUGCUCUACAGAAUAAGGAGGAAGUUCUGCAUUUGCAGCGGGAAGUUGAGAGACUACAGGAAGAAAAUGCAGCUCAAUAUACAGAACAUAGAUCCCUGAUUCAGGAUUUUGAAAAAGAAAAGGAUCACUUGAGAGAAGAAUUGGAAGCAGUGUUGUCUGAAAAAGAAGCACUUCAACAUGAUAUCCAGGAGCUGAAGAAUGCCAGUGAAAAAACAAGGACUGAAAAUCAAGAUCUUUUAGCUAAUGUUGAAGAGAUCACUCAAAAACUUGCUUUUUAUGAAAGUCAAAUACAAGAACAGCAAAAAGGAUCAGAAAAGCAAGACGACUUAAGUUUCAUUCUGGAACAAAAGGAAACUGAACUUAGAAAUGUGAAAGACGAACUGAGUUCUCUAAAGAACUUAAUGGAGGCAGUGACUGAGAAAACUGAUCAACAGUCUUCAGUAGCAGAGCUUCAAGAACAAAUUGGAAGGCUGGAAAGAGAAUCUGCAGAAAAAGGAGAGAAGCUAAAUAAAAUUAAGGUUGUUGCUGUGAAAGCAAAGAAAGAAUUAGAUGCCAGCCGAAAAGAGAUGCAGGCUCUGAGGGAAGAAUUGGAGUUGGUUCGAUCAGAAAAAGAUCAGUUGUCUGCUUCAAUGAAAGAUGUCAUUCAAGGAGCUGAAAGCUAUAAGAAUCUUUUGAUGGAAUACGAUAAGCAAGGAGAACAGCUGGAUUCUGAAAAAGGCAGAGCAAAUAAUCUUGAACGUCAGAUAGAUGACCUCACAAGACAGCUACAGGUGUCAUCCCAGCAGCAUGAUCAGUUACACUCUGCUAAUGAAGACCUCCUGGCUCGUGUUGAAACACUGCAAUACAAUGCUAAGCUGCUGGAAACUCAGAUACUGGAGAUACAAAGAGCCAAGGCAAAGGCUGACAAAGAACUAGAAGCUGAAAAGCUUCUAAAAGAACAGAAAACAAAGGAACAUAGCAGUGCUCUCCGAGAAAUGGAAGAGCUUCAGUUGCAACUUCAGAAGGAAAAGAAACAGCUACAGAAAACUAUGCAAGAACUAGAGCUGGCCAGAAAGGAUGCUCAAAAGAGUACACUGAUGGAUAUGGAAAUAGCUGAUUAUGAAAGGUUAGUAAAAGAACUUAAUCAGAAGAUUACUGAUAAAGACAGCAGAAUAGAAGAUCUCGAGCAAGAGACAGGGAUUCAGAAACAGAAGCAAGAGACCCUACAGGAAGAAAUAAAGUCACUUCAGUCAACUCUGCAACAGGAUGAGGAAAGAAAUGCCAAGAUAAAACAACUUCUGGUGAAAACCAAAAAAGAACUGGCUGAUUCAAAACAAGCUGAAAAUGACCAUCUAAUGUUGCAGGCAUCAUUAAAAGGGGAACUGGAAGCCAGUCAACAACAAGUGGAAGCCUACAAGAUUCAAGUGGCUGGACUAACAUCAGAAAAGCAUAAAGUUCAAGAACACCUGAGAACUUCUUCAGAGCAACACCAGCGUACAUUGAGUGCUUACCAGCAAAAAAUCGUAACCUUGCAAGAAGAGUGCAGAGCAGCCCAGGCUGAACAAGCAUCUGUUACAUCUGAAUUCGAGAGCUACAAAGUCCGUGUUCAUAAUGUUCUAAAACAGCAAAAGAAUAAAUCUGCUUCUCAGACAGAAUCUGAGGGAGCCAAACAAGAAAGAGAACAGUUGGAAAUGGUGAUAGAUCAACUUAAAGUUAAGCUGCAAGAUGCUCAGCAUAAUUUACAGAUGAAUGCGUCUGAACUCCAGACAUUGCAGUCUGAACACGACACCCUGCUGGAAAGGCACAAUAAGAUGCUGCAAGAGACUGUUGCAAAAGAGGCAGAACUCCGUGAAAAGCUCUGCACGAUACAAUCUGAGAACAUGGUCAUGAAAACGGAGCAUGCCCAGACUUUGAGUCAGCUGACAGCCCAGAACGAAGCUCUACGGAACAAUUUCAGAGAUCAAGUCAGGAACCUGCAAGAAGAGCACAGGAAGACGGUAGAGACACUUCAGCAGCAAUUGUCCAGAGUAGAAGCUCAGCUCUUCCAACUCAAGAGUGAACCAAGCACUAGAGGUCCAGCUGUUUCAAAUCCAGCAACGAAGAACUUAAGAGAACGGCGAAACACUGACCUUCCUGUUCUCGAUGUGCACGCUGUAGCUAGGGAAGAGGGAGAAGGUAUGGAAACAACGGACACAGAGUCUGUCUCUUCAGCCAGCACCUAUGUACCAUCCUUGGAACAACUUCUGAACUCCCCGGAAGCAAAAUUUGAACCAUCUCAGUGGCAAACAGAACUCACCAAGGAUGAACUGAUUCAGAAACUAAACACAACAGCGAAGAGUGCUGAUCAUUUGAAUGAAUUACUUCGUGAAUCAGAAGCAACCAAUGCCAUCCUAAUGGAACAAAUAAAGCUUCUUAAGAAUGAAGUAAGAAGAUUGGAAAGAAAUCAAGAGAGAGAAAAGUCUGUGGCUAAUCUAGAAUACUUGAAGAAUGUUCUAUUGCAGUUCAUAUUUCUAAAAUCAGGAAGCGAGAAAGAAAGGCUGCUCCCAGUGAUAGACACCAUGCUGCAGCUCAGCCCUGAAGAGAAGGGGAAGCUAGUUGCAAUUGCCCAAGGUGAGGAAGAGAGUACCUCACGGCCCUCUGGGUGGGCUUCAUACCUCCACAGCUGGUCAGGACUUCGAUGAGACAGUGGAAACACUGAAUCUUUAAACACAUUCCACAGUUGCAAAAAGAGAAAUCUUAGAAUAGGAGAACAAUCUGUUGGUAUUGUAGCAUUGAACUACAGGUUUUUAUUUCUGUGCGUUGUUUUCAGCUUUUUAGGCUCUUCUAAGAAAGAAGCCCUCAGUAGCUCUGAAAGACUGUCCUGUGUUAUGCUCUGACAGCAGCGCACUAUUCCUCUUGUAAAUGUUAAAGCUGAUGAUCAGAAGUAUAAUGAGAAGUGACGAAUUAAUUGCAAAUUGCUUGGAAACAGAAUUUGACAAAUCUGUGAUUGCUCUUUUGAUAUUGAUUUAAAACUUGAUCUAAUAUAGUAACUGGAAUAACUAGACUUUAGACUUAAAGCAUUUUGAAGUGUUUACAGAUUCAUUCACAUAUUUUUGUCUGCUCGCUAAUCUAUACGGUUAGCGGUGUUGUCUGCACAUUGAAGGAAUUAAAAAGGAGUUAUUUCCUCUCUGGUGAUGCUUACAAAAUGUAAGAUCAUUAAGAAACAGAAAUGACAUUUUCUGCUUUGACUUGACUAAAUUUUUAGUCGUGGGUACUUUGUUUGCUUGGGAUUUUUUUUGUUGGUUUCCUUGUUUGUUUGUUUUUGGUGGGUUUUUUUUGCAAAAGCUGGAUUGAAAAUAUGAAGGCAAUAGUCCACAAAUUGUAGAGAGUGCCUAAAACGAUAUGAAAUAGAAUGCUUGGCACAUCUGGGGCAGUACUGUAGAAGAGAUAACGGCAUCUAUGCAAGUCUUGGGACAGUACUCCAAGAAUCAGAAGUCAUGAGUGAGCUGAAGCUUUGGGAGAAAGGGCUUAAGCUAUGGCUUUUUAACCUGAGGUUGGAAGUUUGCGUUCAAGACCAGCAAGAAAUGUUUCAUUACUGUAGUGAUGUCUGUACUUAGAUUAAAAGACUACUCAUGCUGAGUUAGUCAUGCUGAAGACACUAAAGGAAGAAUCAGAGUCUGUAGGUCAGACUAGCAGUUACUUCUGAGAGAAAAGGACAGAGCUUCUGUCAAUAGACGCAUCUUUUAAAUGUUCUAAUGAUUGAAGAUGUUAGACCCUUCUCUCACUUCUCUGUGUUUGCACAUGUCACUUGCACAAAUCUUUUGCACAGAUGAAUAAUCUGAAACAGAGAUUAACUCAACAGAAUGUUUGGUUUUCUUCAAGAAAAAUAAAUCUCAGCCAUAGAGUUACUUGUGUUAUCAACACAGCACCUUUUUGUAGUUUCAGUCUUCUUUUCCCCUUUCACCAUCUUAAUUUAUUUGUAAGUUAUUAAAAUGCCUACACAUGGUUUUAAACUCUGCUUACCUUUUAACCAGAGUUUUACCAUCUUUUUCAUGCAUGUUUUCAUGCUUUCUGUGCUGUUUUGCAAAGGAUUAUUCCCUGGUGUACAUACUAAUAGUAUUCUUCCCUUCUUGUCUUACUUAAGGCCCUGAGGAAAUGAUGCUCAUUCCUUUAAUAUUGCCUUAUUCGGGGCUGAGAUUAAUCUGGACAUAAGAACAGCAGGAAGGCAGCACAUGUUGAAAAUAAACUGUUCAGUAACUGUGCUUUUUUGGUUUAAUUUUUUGCUUUUUGUAUAUGUUGCAGUACCCAGUCAAUAAAGCCAACAGGGUUUAUUUAAAUAUUUUAAUUCCUUUCCACAGUCUUAAGCACCUUUUGUUUUUCUUUCUUCCUUCCUUUCCUUCCUUUUCCCCCUUCAAAUAUGUGUUUUAACUGGAAUCUUUAUGGUUUGUGCUACCAAUGAAAACAUUCUGUGUGGACUUUCAGAUCACAGAACUGAGAAACGGUAGUGUGGGGAUGAGUCUUUUAGUUGUCUGUAGCUUGGAAGUGUAGAUAGCAAACAUGAGGCUAUGUUUAGGCUUUCUUGCUUUUGCUUUUGAAAUGAUUGCCAUAUCUUCAACAUUUAUGAUUUGCUCCAGAUCUCGGAUAUUGAAUUCUAACUUCUUAUUCACAGCUGGAUUUGGUUAACAUCACUCAAAAGAAUGCUAAAACAGAGCGACAGGAGAGAUUUGAAAUAUGCAUAAAAAUAAGUGCAAGUCACUCUCCUGCUGUGCUUUUAACAAUGGAAGCACAUGAGUGGAAGGGUAAGACUUUGUCUUACUUAGGUCAAACUCAGCAGCUGACCUGAUUUAGUCUCUACUGCAUGAUGUCUGCUCAACUAUCGCUAAAGAGCUGUGACAAGUUCCUUAUAAAAUGCACAUAUUUCAGAACUGUAGAUUAUUUAACAUUGUAAGCUGUGAAUAAAUGUAUGCAAGUAACAGUAUCACUGGGUCUAUUAAAUACCAGCUGCUUAUUGACUUGUUCCAAAUCUGAGUUGCAUGCUCACUGUUCUUAGUAAAACUCAAGUAUUGUACUUAUGAAUGUAGUAGUGGACAACUUGGAUUACUCUUCCAUUGUAAAAAAAAAAAAAAAAAAAAAAAUUAAGAUCUUAAUGUAAAAAUAUUUUAAGAACUGCUACUAAACUGUGUUCUGUUGCUGAGGUUGCUAGAACUUAUCUUUAUGGCAAUAAACUGUAAGCAAGUAUAUCAAAGUUUAAUACACACUUGCAGUAAAUGGUAUAGAAGAAUGUAGACUGGAAGCAGGAUUAUUUUGCAUAGAAAACUUUUUAUAUGUCAUAUUUGCAUUUGUAAUGUACAGCAUUGUAGCUGUGAUUUGCUUUCAAAAAGUAAUUUAAAGUUUGAACUGGUGUUGCUGCUUCUUGAUAUACGGUGGUGCUCUCUUUUGGAGGAGCACUGUGCUGACUUUGCUUUCUGGUUCUCUUGUUUUCUUUACAGUGCCAUAUGUGUUAGGAUGUUUCCCAGAAAAUAUAACCCCUGCCCAAAGAGUUUACAAGCUUAGGACCAAAUUUUACUCUUCUAUCAGCCUGCCCUCAGGCCAAGCCUAAGGAGGGCAUAAUAAAAUAAUAAUAAAAAAAAAAGACUCUACUGUCACUAUGUAGACUAUAUAUUAAUUAAAAACCAAAAGUGGGAAUGAUUCAGAGUUCCCAGGCCUGCAUCUGCACUGUGGCUGAAUUUUUAACUACCUAUGCUGACUUAGAAAUGGGUUAUAUGCCUUUCACGUUCCUUUUAUGCAGAAGGGAAACUCACCUGUGCAAGUGAAACAUGCUUGAAAGACAGGAAGACCAGAACUUGUCUGGCUGUAGUGUAGAUGUAGAUGAUUUGGGGUUCAGGAUGGCCAAAAGGAACCCAGGUUAGAAGUGAUAGAUGGGAGAGUAGAGUUGCUUUUUUUUUUUUUUUUUUUUUCUUUCGUGACCCUCCAGCCCCAAAGCAUAAUUGAGAGAAUACAUUGUUGGAUUAUUUUCUAAAUUUAAAUCUUCCUUGGGCUAUCACCCUCCAUCCUUUUGCUUUGAUAACAGACAUUAUAUCCUAGAAUUGUGGAAGAAUACUUAAAAACUCUCCUUAGUUUGUACUAAGUAGCUUUGAAGGCAGCUUAACCACCUAUGCUUCAUUUGGCUUAUGUCUUGGCUUCACCUGCUGCACCAAUACUUUCUCAACUACCUGAUAGUUAUCCUAUUACUGGUACUGUGAAAAUAUCUCCCUUAGGAGCCUUGCAAAUAGCAGUAACCACCCACAAGCUGAGAAACCAAAUGUAUGAAGAGGUAAAAAUAUAUUUAUUGUAGUCAUUUCAGAAUUGCUAGUCUGAAUAGAGAAAUGUUUUGGUUGGAAAUAUGUCUUUGAUGGCCUUUUCAUAUGGCCAUCACUUCAAUAAAAUUCACCUUUACCCAACAGAGUGCCUUUCUU